UUUGAACUCCAUUGUUGUGUCGCGGGUGACGUCAGCGCCUUGUGCGCGAGAGACUGGCAGGCAGAGAACGGCGUCGCGUGCGCCUGGCUAGACAAAGGCGGCGGACUCCAGGCAGCGGGAGAGACGAGACGCUGCUCCUCUUCUCUCUCUCUCUCUGUGUGUGUUUUUCGGGAUUUACACGCUCAUGGGAAUGUAAAGAAUCGCGCCAACGCAUAGCUCGAGUCAUGGGAAAGUAAAGAUUUUUGCGUUUUUUUCUUCCCCUGAUCGUUCACUCUCGCGCGCGUGCUGUUUUUUUUAAAACAAAUAUUUUCUCCAAACGCCCCCCAAAUUAGCAAACUCGGCUAACCCUUGUAGCCAGGACUUAAGUGCUGCUUGUCCGGAAUCGGGAUAAAGGAGCGGAAGCCGAACAGAAAGCAGUUUCCCAUCCCGUCUAAUGCUCAUCCGCGGGCAGCAUGCCUAGCCCUCUGUUCCACCCAGAGAUCAUGGACCACGACGCGGUAGUGAGCGCGCAGCAAACCGGAGUCGCGCUCCCCGGUGAACCGGAACCGGAGUCCCGCGACGAGGAGCACCAGGAAGCGCUGCGCUUCGCCAUCGAUCAGUUCUCGCUCAUGGCGCUGGACAAAGUGGACUCCCUGGACGGGACCACGACGGUAACCGUGUCCGAGAACUGCAACGGAGGAGGAGUUGGAGGAGGCUACGUGGACCUGCCGCUGCUCGACCACCCGGGCGGCUCCCGCGGAUCUCCUUCCUCCUGCUCGCCGUCUCCGGAGUACUACGGCACGGGGGGCUUCCACAUGGCCCCCCACACACACGCCGUACUGGGAGACCAGAGCGCCGCGCUGUGCAACCGAAAGAGGAGCGUCAACAUGACCGAGUGUGUGCCUGUGCCCAGCUCGGAGCAUGUCGCUGAGAUUGUUGGGAGGCAAGGCUGUAAGAUCAAAGCUUUGCGAGCGAAAACCAACACUUACAUCAAGACGCCGGUGAGAGGCGAGGAGCCUGUGUUUAUAGUAACGGGCCGCCGAGAGGACGUGGAAAUGGCCAAGCGCGAGAUCAUCUCUGCAGCCGAUCACUUCUCCAUGAUCCGUGCGUCUCGCUGCAAGGCCGGGGGGAGUGGUGGUUCCCUGCCCGGACCGCCACACCUUCCAGGUCAGACUACCAUUCAGGUGCGUGUGCCCUACCGCGUGGUGGGCCUGGUAGUCGGGCCAAAAGGGGCCACGAUUAAACGCAUCCAGCAGCAGACUCACACGUAUAUCGUGACGCCGAGCAGAGAGAAGGAUCCUGUGUUUGAGGUGACGGGCAUGCCGGAGAAUGUCGACCGGGCGCGUGAGGAGAUCGAGACGCACAUCACACUGCGCACUGGCGCCUUUAUUGACCUGCAGGGCCACAACGACUUUCACACCAAUGGCACCGAUGUCAGCCUCGAAGGCCUCGGCUCUCUGGGGCUCGGGAGCGCGCUAUGGGGACGAGGAAACAGCUCUGGUCACCAUUCAGCACCCCCGCCUCCUCCACCACCACCUCCUCCUCUCCCUCUCUCCAUCCACCAUUCAGGCCGCAAGCUCUCCACGGCGUCUUAUCACAACGGUGGUCUGGGUUCUGAGCCGUACCCGAGCAGCCGCCGGCCCACAGACAGCGCCAGUCCUACCAGUCCGUUUAGCACGGGCAGCGGUGGAGGCACCUUCACCUUCAGCAACGACCCUGCGCCCGCCAUGGCACCCACCGCCGAAGAGCUCGGCUUCGAAUUCGGCAGCAGCAACAUCUGGGCACCGCUAGCCAACGGCAACAAGCAGGCGCAGCCUCUUCGGCGCAACAGCAGCGGCCUCAGCGGGGGCACGGUCACACCACGCCUCUCACCCACACUGCCUGGCGACAGCUCGGUGCUGGAGCACCCACUGGCGCGGCGGGCGCAGAGCGACCCGCUCAGUGCGCUCUCCUGGCUUCACACAGGCUCAUCUUUCUCAGGAGGAAGCAGCAGCAGCAGCGGUGGCAGCACCACGGGCUACUCGUCCUGUUCUGCCUCCUCGCUGACCGGCGGCUCACCUACCGACUCCGAGGGCGGCGGCAGCGUGGGCACCGGAUCCGGCAUGCUAAGCCGCUUGAAGGCCAGCACCCUGGGCAGCAUGGUUCCAGGAGGCGGCAACAGGGACUGCUUCGUUUGUUUCGAGAGCGAGGUCACGGCCGCUCUCAUUCCCUGCGGCCACAAUCUGUUCUGCAUGGACUGCGCCGGUCAAAUCUGUCAGUCACAGGAGCCCGAGUGCCCCGUGUGCCACACCCCAGCCACGCAGUGCAUUCGCAUUUUCUCUUAAUGGCACACAGUCGCCGGGGUGCUGCUGUUAUCCCAAGCCCUGAAGAACAUCCCCACUAUUUAGAAAGUCUACAGUAAACUAUAAGGAGAGAUGUGUACCUGCCUACAUAGGAUUGAUAAUAAUUACUAUAUUAAAUAUGACACUAUCCUGAUGUUGAUUUAUUAUUAUUAAUAAUAACUAUGAUGAUAAUGUCAAUAUUAUAACUGACUCGUGUACUUAUCCCAGGCUGUGGAAUCAGCAGGUCAGCAGUGUACUUUAUUUUUCCUUUGAGAUGGACGAGGAGGAUAGAAAACCAGUGUCUUAUCUAUCUUUAGGCAUUAAUUUGAUCUACCGCCAAUGAGUCUGUCCAUGUAUUAUACAUUCCCCCCCCUCCCUCCCUCCCUCCCCUUCAUUCUUGCUUCUGAGCAGGUUAUUUUUUUGCUUGAGACUUUUUUCUACUUGCAGAUAUUUUUCAAUUUAAGCUGCAUAGGUCUGCACUUUUUUCUAAGGGUUCAUUUUGAGAACUUUUGAGAGGGACGGGAACGCAGUCUGUUUUUAAUCCCGCACGUUCUUGCGUUUUCACAAGAAUAAAAAGACAAAAAGACAAAAAAAAACCCAAGACUGCGGAGCCUGCACACUCGUCAGACCAAAAUAGUACAGAAUUAUUUGUUGACGUUUUUUUUUAUUUUAUUAUUAUUAUUAUCAAUGAAGAAUAAAACACUUAAUAUUUAUUCAAGUUAAGAGUUGAUAUCCAGCAUAAUGGUUAAUGUUCAAUAUUAUGUAGGUAGAUAGAAUAGUUAACGUUGCAUAAGAAAUAUCAUUACAAUGCUAAGAGGUCGGUGUUCCGCCUGUCUUUGUCUCACAAUCCUAAAACACUCAUACUCCGGUCCAGACGAGGGCGCUAUUAGACCCUCGAACCAGAACACGCACUGUUCCUGAGGACUUGACCCAGGGUGGACAUGGCGUAUACACUUCAUUAUCAGACACACACUUUUUUUGUAUUUACUGUUUUUGAUCAACUAAGUUCGGGUUUUUGUUCAUUCCAGCUUCGUUCCCCGUCCCGGCGGGGUCCACUACUGCACCCCAGCUACGGCGGAGUCGCCUUUCACUCCACGGACGACUUUAUCUGUUACACUUUUAUUGUUCUUUUAGAGAUGCUUUUAAAAUUUAGCUGUCUUGUGGGAACAGGACAGAAGUGUCCUCUCCGACACCACGUUAUUCUGAAUAACUGAAUUCUAGCAUAGGUAGGACGUUGUAACUUUGCAAGAAUGUUUCUUCUUACUGUGUGUGUGAGUCAGAGAGAGACGGAGGAGAAAAAGGUGAAGAGUGGGAAAUUUUGUUUCUUAUUAUUUUUGAAAAUUUAGUGGACUGUUGUAAAUCCAUCCCACUUUGUGCACUGCGACACAUUGCAAUGUUCUUUCGGUCUCUGGCCAGCCUGGAGAAACGUCGGUCUUCCGCCCUUCCCAUAAGGCCUUGCUCUUGUUUUGAGCGUGAAGGCUCUUUGCUGUAAAUCCACACUAGCGCCCAGACCCAUUUCCACGGUUUGCCUCUUUCUGUUUGUUUUUUUUUUUUUUUUUUUUUUUUUCCUGUGCUUUGGUUGGAUGAAACCUGCGCCAGUAGCCCAGUGAACAGGUUAUUGUUUUUGUUUUGUUUUUAAUCGCGACAAGCCAUGACGACACCGUACAGUCUAAAAGGGCUUCCUGUGAUAAUUCAGGUCUCCUUCAGUUACAAUAACCAGGAUUGAGAACCAAUCAGAACCUGGCAGCUAUGUUCACCCAGGGCUUCCAUUCACUCUGUGCUACAUGUCCGAGAGCCGCAGACGAGGUAUAGGCGUAGGGUCGCGGUCCAGAGCUUAGAACCCGACGCUUCGAUCCGCAGUGGCUUUCAAUCGGAAACCUCUGGAGCUGAGGUCAAGGUCAGAAGUGAGAUCUUUUCUAGUUCUGGUUUAUCUCUAUGUUGUAUUCAGUUUCAGUAGUCAACCCAAGCCUCAAAAACGGUCCAGAAUUUCACUCGUGUCCCUCCUUUUGAAGAGUUUCCUUUGCCUCAUCUAUGGGUACACGGAUGCAGAGUGUUGGACGACGCAGUAGUGCCGGGAAACUUUCAGUUCAGAGUUUUGGUGCCUUGGUGGUGCAGAUCACUACUGAUGUUCAGUCUGUUUCUGAAGCGCCUGCCCUUUGUUUCUAGAGAUGAUGAUGAUGAUGAUGAUUGUGUUGGUAACAGGGAUCCACCUGCUCUUGUGGUCUUAUUCAGCCGUUUUAAGUCAUUUUGUUCCCUUGCUGUUGAUUGCAGAAUGUUACAGAAAUGAGAGACACGUUUUUUUUUGUUUUUUUUUAAGUAUUUGUCCGGUGUAUGAACCUGCUCCGGUGACUUUUUCCGAGGAAUCUCGUCAGACCCGAGGUUAGAUCUUAGUAGGGGUUAGUUUUAAGAUAAUUUUGGAAACCAUACUCAAAAGGGUGUUUUUUAUUUUUCUGGAGAUGUACAGUAGCAGAACUGGUUUAAAGGUACAGAGUUUGCUCCAUGGCAGUAGCGUGCUGUAAACGUCCCUCCCUCAGAGCGCGGGCCGGCUGAAGCUCCAGGUGUUUCUCAGCCUAGCGAGGACCAGACACCUCAGUCCAUCCAUCACUCCGAACCUGGACUCAGCCGGCACAGACUCGAGGCGGAGAUUUAGUUAGUGUGUAACCCCCUUCUUACCCCCAUCACCCAUCUCCCUAAGGUUUCUAAACAGGGUUUACUGAGGAAAGCUCGGAAGGGAGAUCUGAUCUCGGGCAUCGGACUGGCGCCAAGCCGCCAUGCUCCCUAAGAUCACUUAACCCUGAAACUCUGCUCUCCUUUCUAGUGUUUUUUUUUUUUUCUUUUCUUUUCUUUUUGUUGCUUUAAUUUUUUUUUUAUAUAUAUAUAUAUAUGCAGAACCAAAAGUCGUUUCAGUAACAAGGUUUUAGUCCUGACUGUAAAUACCCUGAAAAACAAUCAUUGGGAUUUUUCUUUUCUUUUCUUUUUUCUUUUUUCCAGCCGUACAAAACCGAUAAGUUUAAUAGUUUUUAAAACAUUAUCAUUAUUUGUAAGUUAACUAUCUGCAUGUCUUGAAGCCAUCAGGCAUUAGCUAAUAAUUUUUUCUAAAGGUGGGAAGAAAAAAAAAAAAAAAAAAAAAGGACAAAAAAGUUUUUACACAUUUUAUUUUUACAAUUUAUUUGCUUACUUUAAACCUAAAUAUCCCAGAUUAUAAUGUGACCCUUUUAUUACUGCAAAUUUUAUCUUUAUUUUCCAUAUUUCUGUUUUUUCCUGUGUAAAACAUAUAGGCAAUUUAUAACAAAAUGAGAAAAAUUAUUGAAGAAAAUUUAAAAUUGAAAUAUAUUUUAUUUGAAAGUUUAUGGACCUUUUAGCCGCGAGUCGGAACAAUUGUAUACACGCUAUAAUUUGAACUGACUUGACGGUUAUCAGAAAUGUAUCAAGAGUUUUAUUUUUUAUGCUUCUUUAAUAAAAUCUUGUUUUUUGUUUCGUUUUUUACUGUAAAACAAUAAACCUCAGUGUCUUGGUGCUUUUCAUUUUAGGUUACUGUAGGACGACACACAGGCAUCCAGUACAGACUGGAUGAGGGAGCGGCGCUCGGGCCGAGGAGGCCGCGUUUAUGGGCUGCUCUCUGAAAGCCAGAUUGCUUUUGAGUCUUAUGAAAACCCACAGAACACAACUUUAAUAAAAAACCCCGUUGUGUUAAAGUGCCACGUGGGAAAUGGAGCCGGUAUAAGUUUUAUCAUUUGGAGUUGUACAGCCUACAACUUUUUUUUUGUUUCCUGUAGAAGUCUGAACUGCAGUUUUUCAUGUGGCCGCUAGGAGGCACUGAAACCCAAUAAAACACAAGCACUAUCUAUUCUACAUCUUACUGUACACUUGUGCCUGCCAUGUGGUUUAAUAUGCCUUUUAUUAUCAUUCACUAUAAUCCAAAAAACAUUGUGUGUGUGUACAAGAGAACAUGGUGACCUUGCACUUAAUUAGUGAAUGCAUUUCUUGAUGAU
Messenger RNA from Hemibagrus wyckioides, 6292 nucleotides. RefSeq names its product RNA-binding protein MEX3B. Gene Ontology annotation, molecular function: RNA binding. NCBI's taxonomy places the organism in Eukaryota, Metazoa, Chordata, Actinopteri, Siluriformes, Bagridae. The record is from RefSeq and is a predicted model, not a curated record. The coding region runs from base 453 to 2303 and encodes 616 amino acids. The transcript has 3 exons.